AUGACCUCUUCUACCUCCAUCGUUCAGCCUCUUCUACCUCCAUCGUUCAGCCUCUUCUACCUCCAUCGUUCAGCCUCUUCUACCUCCAUCGUUCAGCCUCUUCUACCUCCAUCGUUCAGCCUCUUCUACCUCCAUCGUUCAGCCUCUUCUACCUCCAUCGUUCAGCCUCUUCUACCUCCAUCGUUCAGCCUCUUCUACCUCCAUCGUUCAGCCUCUUCUACCUCCAUCUCUGACGGUGACCUCUCAGUUCAGGUCCGAGAGUUCAGGUCCGAGAGUUCAGGUCCGAGAGUUCAGGUCCGAGAGUUCAGGUCCCCGAGUUCAGGUCCGAGAGUUCAGGUCCGAGAGUUCAGGUCCGAGAGUUCAGGUCAGAGAGUUCAGGUCCCCGAGUUCAGGUCCGAGAGUUCAGGUCCGAGAGUUCAGGUCCGAGAGUUCAGGUCCGAGAGUUCAGGUCCGAGAGUUCAGGUCCCCGAGUUCAGGUCCGAGAGUUCAGGUCCCCGAGUUCAGGUCCCCGAGUUCAGGUCCCCGAGUUCAGGUCCCCGAGUUCAGGUCCGAGAGUUCAGGUCCGAGAGUUCAGGUCAGAGAGUUCAGGUCCCCGAGUUCAGGUCCCCGAGUUCAGGUCCGAGAGUUCAGGUCCGAGAGUUCAGGUCCGAGAGUUCAGGUCCCCGAGUUCAGGUCCCCGAGUUCAGGUCCGAGAGUUCAGGUCCGAGAGUUCAGGUCCGAGAGUUCAGGUCCGAGAGUUCAGGUCAGAGAGUUCAGGUCCGAGAGUUCAGGUCCGAGAGUUCAGGUCCGAGAGUUCAGGUCCGAGAGUUCAGGUCCGAGAGUUCAGGUCCGAGAGUUCAGGUCCGAGAGUUCAGGUCCGAGAGUUCAGGUCCGAGAGUUCAGGUCCGAGAGUUCAGGUCCGAGAGUUCAGGUCCCCGAGUUCAGGUCCCCGAGUUCAGGUCCCCGAGUUCAGGUCCGAGAGUUCAGGUCCGAGAGUUCAGGUCCCCGAGUUCAGGUCAGAGAGUUCAGGUCCGAGAGUUCAGGUCCGAGAGUUCAGGUCCGAGAGUUCAGGUCCGAGAGUUCAGGUCCGAGAGUUCAGGUCAGAGAGUUCAGGUCAGAGAGUUCAGGUCAGAGAGUUCAGGUCAGAGAGUUCAGGUCCCCGAGUUCAGGUCCCCGAGUUCAGGUCCCCGAGUUCAGGUCCGAGAGUUCAGGUCCGAGAGUUCAGGUCCGAGAGUUCAGGUCCGAGAGUUCAGGUCCGAGAGUUCAGGUCCCCGAGUUCAGGUCCGAGAGUUCAGGUCCGAGAGUUCAGGUCCGAGAGUUCAGGUCCGAGAGUUCAGGUCCGAGAGUUCAGGUCCCCGAGUUCAGGUCCCCGAGUUCAGGUCCCCGAGUUCAGGUCCCCGAGUUCAGGUCCGAGAGUUCAGGUCCGAGAGUUCAGGUCCCCGAGUUCAGGUCCCCGAGUUCAGGUCCCCGAGUUCAGGUCCCCGAGUUCAGGUCCCCGAUUUCAGGUCCCCGAGUUCAGGUCCGAGAGUUCAGGUCCCCGAUUUCAGGUCCCCGAGUUCAGGUCCGAGAGUUCAGGUCCGAGAGUUCAGGUCCGAGAGUUCAGGUCAGAGAGUUCAGGUCAGAGAGUUCAGGUCCGAGAGUUCAGGUCCGAGAGUUCAGGUCCGAGAGUUCAGGUCCGAGAGUUCAGGUCCGAGAGUUCAGGUCCGAGAGUUCAGGUCCGAGAGUUCAGGUCCGAGAGUUCAGGUCCGAGAGUUCAGGUCCCCGAGUUCAGGUCCCCGAGUUCAGGUCCCCGAGUUCAGGUCCCCGAGUUCAGGUCCGAGAGUUCAGGUCCGAGAGUUCAGGUCCGAGAGUUCAGGUCCGAGAGUUCAGGUCCGAGAGUUCAGGUCCGAGAGUUCAGGUCAGAGAGUUCAGGUCAGAGAGUUCAGGUCCCCGAGUUCAGGUCCCCGAGUUCAGGUCCGAGAGUUCAGGUCCGAGAGUUCAGGUCCCCGAGUUCAGGUCCCCGAGUUCAGGUCCGCGAGUUCAGGUCCCCGAGUUCAGGUCCGAGAGUUCAGGUCCCCGAGUUCAGGUCCGAGAGUUCAGGUCCGAGAGUUCAGGUCCGAGAGUUCAAGUCCCCGAGUUCAGGUCCCCGAGUUCAGGUCCGAGAGUUCAGGUCCCCGAGUUCAGGUCCCCGAGUUCAGGUCCCCGAGUUCAGGUCCCCGAGUUCAGGUCCCCGAGUUCAGGUCCCCGAGUUCAGGUCCGAGAGUUCAGGUCCGAGAGUUCAGGUCCCCGAGUUCAGGUCCCCGAGUUCAGGUCCCCGAGUUCAGGUCCCCGAGUUCAGGUCCGAGAGUUCAGGUCCCCGAGUUCAGGUCCGAGAGUUCAGGUCCGAGAGUUCAGGUCCGAGAGUUCAGGUCCGAGAGUUCAGGUCCGAGAGUUCGGGUCCCCGAGUUCAGGUCCCCGAGUUCAGGUCCCCGAGUUCAGGUCCCCGAGUUCAGGUCCGAGAGUUCAGGUCCGAGAGUUCGGGUCCGAGAGUUCGGGUCCGAGAGUUCGGGUCCGAGAGUUCGGGUCCGAGAGUUCGGAUUCCAGUCCCGUUCCAUCCCCGACCCAGUCCGUUCAGCCUGGGACCGCGAGGCUCUCUAUGUCCGAGAGUUCAGGUCCCCGAGUUCAGGUCCGAGAGUUCAGGUCCGAGAGUUCAGGUCCGAGAGUUCAGGUCCGAGAGUUCAGGUCCCCGAGUUCAGGUCCCCGAGUUCAGGUCCCCGAGUUCAGGUCCGAGAGUUCAGGUCCGAGAGUUCAGGUCCGAGAGUUCAGGUCCGAGAGUUCAGGUCCGAGAGUUCAGGUCAGAGAGUUCAGGUCAGAGAGUUCAGGUCAGAGAGUUCAGGUCCCCGAGUUCAGGUCCGAGAGUUCAGGUCCGAGAGUUCAGGUCCCCGAGUUCAGGUCCCCGAGUUCAGGUCCCCGAGUUCAGGUCCCCGAGUUCAGGUCCCCGAGUUCAGGUCCCCGAGUUCAGGUCCCCGAGUUCAGGUCCGAGAGUUCAGGUCCGAGAGUUCAGGUCCGAGAGUUCAGGUCCGAGAGUUCAGGUCCGAGAGUUCGGGUCCCCGAGUUCAGGUCCCCGAGUUCAGGUCCCCGAGUUCAGGUCCCCGAGUUCAGGUCCGAGAGUUCAGGUCCGAGAGUUCGGGUCCGAGAGUUCGGGUCCGAGAGUUCGGGUCCGAGAGUUCGGGUCCGAGAGUUCGGAUUCCAGUCCCGUUCCAUCCCCGACCCAGUCCGUUCAGCCUGGGACCGCGAGGCUCUCUAUGGGCCGACCCAGGGGCCAUCAUGAACCCAGGGGCCCUGAUGAACGCAGGGCCGGAUCCAGGGGCCACUCAGACCGCUGCAGGGGCCCCCACAUCAUCAGUCUCACAGUAUUUGAAUCCUCACAGUAGUCUCCACAGUCAAAGUGUUGGAGCGACCUGA
This is a messenger RNA of Knipowitschia caucasica, 3402 nucleotides long. Lineage: Eukaryota; Metazoa; Chordata; Actinopteri; Gobiiformes; Gobiidae. The record is from the annotation of a GenBank genome assembly.